This is a messenger RNA of Planococcus citri (citrus mealybug), 1196 nucleotides long. Its product is annotated as small ribosomal subunit protein uS2-like. Gene Ontology annotation, cellular component: ribosome; 90S preribosome; cytosolic small ribosomal subunit. The transcript is spliced from 7 exons. Gene Ontology annotation, biological process: ribosomal small subunit assembly; cytoplasmic translation. The record is from RefSeq and is a predicted model, not a curated record. Lineage: Eukaryota; Metazoa; Arthropoda; Insecta; Hemiptera; Pseudococcidae. The coding region runs from base 221 to 1147 and encodes 308 amino acids. Gene Ontology annotation, molecular function: structural constituent of ribosome.
CGAAACACUGAUAAAGUGAAUAGUGAUUAAAAUAAUAAUAAACUGGAAAUUAUUCAAUUCAAAUUUCAAAAUCAAAAAGGAAAUUCCAAAUUCGAAUCGAUCGAUCCUUUCGAUCGUGUAAUGGUAAGGAAUAAUUGAAUGGACAGGUGCGAGUAGUGUCAUACCUUGGAAUAGUUCUUUUUACUUUUACGUUUUUCGUUGCUCGUAUUGAAACGUGAAAAUGUCAGGAGGACUGGAAAUUUUGAAUUUAACCGAAGGUGAUAUCACGAAAAUGUUGAGCGCUAGCACGCACCUUGGCGCUGAAAACACAAAUUUCCAAAUGGAACAGUACAUCUACAAACGACGUGCGGAUGGUAUCAAUAUAUUGAAUCUGCGAAAAACUUGGGAAAAAUUGCUGUUAGCUGCGCGCGCGAUUGCUGCGGUAGAACAUGCUGCCGAAGUGUUCGUCAUCUCGUCUCGACCUUUUGGCCAAAGAGCUGUAUUGAAGUUCGCCGCUCAUACUGGAGCAACUCCGAUUGCUGGUCGUUUUACACCCGGCGCGUUUACUAAUCAGAUACAAGCUGCGUUUCGUGAGCCGCGUCUACUCGUUGUUACCGAUCCUGCCGAAGACAAGCAACCAAUAACAGAAGCUUCCUACGUGAAUAUACCAGUUAUCGCUUUUUGCAACACAGAUUCGCCGUUAAGAUACGUAGAUAUCGCCAUCCCGUGUAAUACUAAGAAUGCUCAUUCUAUCGGAUUAAUGUGGUGGUUGCUGGCUCGUGAAGUAUUACGUUUACGCGGUUCCAUUUCGAGGGAAGGCAAAUGGGAUGUCGUAGUAGAUCUAUUUUUCUAUAGAGAUCCGGAAGAGGCUGAAAAAGACGAACAAGCUGCUAAAGAAGCUGCUGCUGCGGUUCAAACUCCCAAACAAGAACCUCUCGAAUACGGAGUUGCGCCGACAAACGAGCAAUGGACCGAAGACGCUUCAAACCAAGCUGGUAUUCAAUCAUCAUGGGCCGAGGAAUCACUUCAAGGUCAACCUCCCGCAUUUCCACCUGCUGCUGCUGCUUCGGCUGCGAUAGACGAUUGGAGUGCUGCUCCAGCUAAGAGCGAAACGUGGAAUGCUGGAAGCGGCGGAAAUUGGGGAACCAGCGCUACUGGAAAUUGGUAAUACUAUUUUGCGUGUACGAUUUAUUUUCGAAUAAAUGAUUUUCGUAUAA